Colletotrichum acutatum is the source of this 373-nucleotide messenger RNA. RefSeq lists its product as uncharacterized. The record is from RefSeq and is a predicted model, not a curated record. Lineage: Eukaryota; Fungi; Ascomycota; Sordariomycetes; Glomerellales; Glomerellaceae. Bases 8 to 286 code for a protein of 92 amino acids. The transcript has a single exon.
CGUUGGAAUGCAACCGGGUCUACCAGGUUCUUGGACAGUUGAUGAGCAACAAUCAAGCGCCGAUCCUGUAUCGAAAUGGGCCAAUCCCUUGAUGGUCGAAUCAAAGGGCAAAGUUGCGUACAUUUUGACUUUUGUAACAGCUGGAGAAAGGUUGAGGUCAGCUGGACAUGACAAAAGGCAGAGACGCUGGGACGACGAGGAUGAGGACCACGGCAGAAGGGCGGAGAUUCGGCACGCGAGAGCAAAUGCCAAAAUCAGACGAGAAACACACUUCCUGAAUGAGUGACGGACCAACAAGAAAGCCUGGGAAAUUCGGUGACACGUAUCACAUUAACGCAUCGUCACCAAAGGCCAGGGCACGAUGCAACGGCAG